UGUGUGAGAGAGGGACAGACUGAUGAAACCGCGCUCUCGCUGCCGGUGAAGUAUUUUUCCCGCCGGGAGACAAAGUGAGACGGUCACAAUGAACUUGAGAUAAAUUAGAUGAAUGGAUUCGUUUCUCCGUUUACAUCCUUUGACCAUGACAACGGACUGAGUGGGAGUCUGAAAUGGAGAGGAAUAACACUACACAAACUCUGGGAGAAUGUGAGCACACACUGGAAACCAGUGCAGUGCUGGACAACUGCACAGACGCAGGCUCUGGAAACCUGUCUUUACGUUGCUGGUUGCAUUUGUUGACAAAGGAGUCUAGUUCAACACUUCAAGGUGAUGGGUCUAGUUUGGCUGUGCGUGUGAUGAUCGCCCUCAUUUAUUCAGUGGUUUGCGCUCUGGGACUUGUAGGCAACUCUCUUGCGCUCUACCUGCUACAUUCCCGCUACCGGCAUAAGCAGUCUUCCAUCAAUUGUUUUGUGAUGGGUUUGGCUCUAACAGACCUGCAGUUUGUCCUGACCCUACCGUUCUGGGCUGUAGACACCGCGCUGGACUUCCGCUGGCCCUUUGGCAAAGUUAUGUGCAAAAUCAUCAGCUCUGUCACCACUAUGAACAUGUACGCCAGUGUGUUUUUCCUGACUGCCAUGAGCGUGGCAAGGUACUACUCCAUCGUGUCCUCAUUGAAGAUGCACAGUCGCAGAGCAGCGGCAGCUGCGGCCAAGUGGAUCAGCCUGGGCAUUUGGGUCGUAUCCCUAAUAGCGACGCUCCCACAUGCCAUUUAUUCCACAAUUGCACAGGUCGCAACAGACGAGGAACUAUGUUUAGUACGCUUCCCUGAAACAGGAAGCUGGGACCCGCAGUUGUUACUAGGACUGUACCAGUUGCAAAAAGUCCUACUUGGUUUCCUGAUCCCACUAGUGGUGAUAACCGUAUGCUAUCUUCUACUUUUAAGAAUCGUGUUAAGUCGCAGGAUAAGUGGUGUGGCUGGCUCUGAAAGUGAGCAGGGCCGACACAAGCGUCGCUCGAAAGUGACCAAAUCUGUUGUUGUCGUCGUCCUGUCCUUCUUCUUGUGUUGGCUGCCCAAUCAGGCCCUAACUCUGUGGGGCGUCCUCAUUAAGUUCGACCUCGUGCCCUUCAGCAAGGCAUUCUACAAUGCGCAGGCAUACGCUUUCCCGCUGACUGUGUGUUUGGCCCACACAAACAGCUGCCUCAACCCGGUGCUUUACUGUUUGAUCCGUCGCGAAUUUCGUGCCGGACUUAAAGAACUCUUGCUGAGGGCCACACCGUCCUACCGAAGCCUUGCUCGGCUGCUCCCGCGUAAAGCCAAGGUGGCCGAGGCGCCUCCUGUGCUGGUUCUUGUGCAGAUGGAUGUUUGAUUCUUCACUUUGUUUUUUUGAUUGACAGGACGAAUCAGGCGUGAGGAGAGUCCUUUGGGAGCUGCCCCACUUUCCCUUCCUCAUGUUCUUGAGCACUUUUUGCGCAUUUGUCUUUCUCUCCCAAUUUCCUUCAUACCUUUUGACGCGCAGCUGUUUUCACUUGCACCUCCGGUCAUCAAGAGCCACUGAGGGAUUCAGGACCCAUUCACCUUUGUUUGCUUUGCUGCAGGAUUUUUUCAAACCAUGAAACAUGCUUGAAGGGGGAGUUAAAUUAUCUAUAUGUGUUUUUCAGGCUUUGAGAGAAAAAAAAGACAAAAAAGAAAGCUGGUGAGAUAUUGAUGGACUCAGCUCUGUUCUUAUUUAAUGAGAUAUAAAAGUUUAAUAUGUGAAGGGGAUUGCUGGUUAAUCAAUCAAUCAUUUAAUACAUUGUCAAUUAUGAAUUUACUUGAAGUCGUGUACACUUUUUUCUAAAUUUGUCUUUCAGUGUAUUUAAGUCUUAUGUUGUACAAAAGAAGAUAAAACGAAUAAAUUAUCAAACUAUGUAGCUAACUAACAACAUCAUAAAUUUGUGAAUGAACAAUCGAACUGUGCAACUGAUCAUUUUUUUCCCUUUUCAACUGGAUGUUGUCCAAAGAAUUAAAUUGAUCUCAAACUAUAUUUUGUUAUAAAUUCACAG
Molecule: messenger RNA, 2046 nt
Organism: Danio aesculapii
Lineage: Eukaryota; Metazoa; Chordata; Actinopteri; Cypriniformes; Danionidae
Gene: rxfp3.2b
Product: relaxin family peptide receptor 3.2b
Exons: 1
Coding region: 174-1370 (398 amino acids)
Biological process (GO): immune response; G protein-coupled receptor signaling pathway
Cellular component (GO): membrane
Molecular function (GO): G protein-coupled receptor activity
Source: RefSeq, a predicted model, not a curated record